Molecule: messenger RNA, 2821 nt
Organism: Nothobranchius furzeri (turquoise killifish)
Lineage: Eukaryota; Metazoa; Chordata; Actinopteri; Cyprinodontiformes; Nothobranchiidae
Gene: gdf10b
Product: growth/differentiation factor 10
Biological process (GO): positive regulation of osteoblast differentiation
Cellular component (GO): extracellular region
Molecular function (GO): cytokine activity; growth factor activity
Source: RefSeq, a predicted model, not a curated record
UCUGAUCGGACUCUCCUCCCAUUGUAGAAGCUGCUGUGGACCGACCUAGACCCAGUCUUUUGGAAGCACCAACGUGCAGUACAGGAAGCGUCUCGUUUGUUUUGUUAGUUGUAUUUUUUAGUUUCUCCUGUUUCCUUUUGGCUGGACUUCAACUCCAGGUCACCAACCAUGCCGGGCCUGCUUCAUCACAUCCUAUGUCUGCUGUUGUUGCUUCAGUGCGGCUGGGCUCGCCUCGCACCUGAAGGUUACGACGUCGGAGCCGUGCGUCAAGGUGGUGCUGAGGCGCAGCCGGCUGUGGAUCAGCGCGUCCUUGCGCACGAGAGCGCGAGCCGGGACGUGGUCUCCGUCAACAUGUUUAAAGUAUAUGAGAGGUACAGUAAAGAACCGCAGAGCCGGAUGCAGGGAAACACCGUGAGGAGCUUCAAAGCUGUCCCGAGAGUCUUACACGGAAAAGAGCUUUUUCAGUUCAACCUGUCCUCCAUCCAAAGCUCUGAGAUUGUGCUCUCUGCCUCUUUCCACUUUCUCUACAAACGGCCCCGCCACCACCAGAGACAGUGGCGUUUCCGAAGACCUCACCACCUCGCCAGUGGUCUCCGGCAUACCUCACAGAUUAUUUUCUAUGGAUCCUCCACAAACUCUGCUUUUGGAAACAUAACCCUUGCACAUUUCAAGAAAAGUUCUUGGCAAACCAGGGAUGUAACAUCAGUGGUUAAACAGGCCAGGACUGGGAAACAGCUUGUGAUCAUGGCGGAGUUUGAUCCAGGGUUUGAAGCUUCACAGGUGCAGCAAAAGGGCCUUCUCAGCAAAGAACGCCUCUCUGCAGAAAGCCUGCCGUACAUCUUGGUAUACGCUGAUGAUCAAGCUAUAGACGAGCCAAACAGUGUCGCCAUGUCACUCCAGAGGUACGGACCAUUCCCUGUUGGGGAGGACAUUUCUACCUCUUCUGCAUCUUCAAGGAUCCGGAGGGAACUCCACCUCCAGAUCCAAACCAAUGACAUCCCAGAGAUUCACUUCAGCACCCUGAAAAACCAUGAACUGUGGCAGAACACAUACUUCCCAGAUAAAACUAAAGCUGCAGUGAAAACCGGGAGGACACGUGGCCAGCUGAGUGGCGAGGGCACGAGUAAGCCCAAAGUUCUGAGCUUUGACGAGAGGACAAUGAAAAAGGCCCGAAGGAGACAGUGGAGCGAACCCAGGGUUUGCUCUAGACGCUACCUCAGGGUGGACUUUGCAGACAUUGGCUGGAGCGAAUGGGUGUUGGCACCAAAGUCUUUUGAGGCAUACUACUGCUCCGGAACCUGUGGAUUCCCCAUUCCCAAAGUGGCGCAACCCUCCAAUCACGCCACCAUCCAGAGCAUCGUCAGAGCUGUUGGUAUCGUCCCUGGUGUCCCAGAACCGUGCUGUGUUCCUGACAAGAUGAGCCCCCUCAGUGUUCUCUUUCUGGAUCCAGACAGGAACCUGAUGCUGAAGGUCUACCCUGGAAUGUCUGUUGACUCAUGCGCUUGUCGGUAGGGCUGUGCAAGCCGCCGGAAACGGACUAGUAGAGACAAUGAGGAUGACCAGUUAUGUAGACUCAGGAGGAGCAUGAAGCAGCAUGGAGGCACAUGUCAGGGGAGGAAGAGGUGUGGCGAGACACACUGAGAACCGACUGAGAAAGUCUGAACAGGUUUAUUCUGAACUUUUGACUUGUUUUCGUUUAUGACAUGUCCGGUUGCCUUAAGCUUUUCUAACAGAUUGUAUAGUCGACUUGUAUUAUCCGAUCUGUUUUCACUCAUUUUCUGCCUUCUUUCAAAGAGUCUCAGGACGUUCACCUAAGCAAACGUGUGUUUGCAGUUCUUUGUGUUGACCGGCUGGACGUUGAAGAUUCAAAACAGAACUCCAGCUGGGAGAUCACACACCUUAGAUUGAUACGAAAAGCCAUCCAUCCGUUUUCUAUACCUGCUUGUCCAUGCAGGCUCAUGGGGGGCUGGUGCCUGCCUCCAGUAGUCUUCAGGCAAACAGGCAUGAAACGCUUUUGUCUUAAUUUUUUUAUUAAACAAUGCUUAAAAAGGAUUAUUACGCAUUUCAUCUGAGAAGGGUAAUAACGGUUUUCCUUGGUCAAAAUGUACACGGACCUGCUUAAUGAAUCCGCUCAGACUCCUCAGGAAAGGAUCAAAUGGUUCGUCAAAUUAGUUGUUUGAACUGGAUUUCGACAUUUUUUUUCUAUUUUCUGUCAUUUCCAGAUCUCAAGGUUGGUCAAGCUGAUGGUAUCCACCCUGGUAGACACGCUUUGUUGACUUUUCGUCAAGUUUUAGUGUGACACCAACCAAGCGAUGCUCCAAUCAUCACCAUUGUCUUUGUUCCUUGAAGUUCAACCAAAACAUUAGCAGUAGUUUGCUCAUACAUUCUCUCAAAAGCUUGCAUUUGAUUUUAUGUUGAAGGUUCAAGAAUGCCAAGCAGUAGGACUAUUACAGCAUAGGGUAGAACCAAUGCACUGCUGCCACCUACUGGGCAUUUGGUCAUAUUUGGAGGAAAUCCAGAAUGUGGAAUGAAGCAAACAUGGCUGCUGUGGAGUUUACUCUUCAUAAACAUGGGCUCUCUGACAGACAUGUAUAAUUAGUGAUGUGUACAGUAAUAACCAUAUAAUUGAAGUAAAAACUUCCACAAAUGAAUCCACUAAUGAGUAUGUGAACAUAAGCUGUAAUGACAUGUUUUUGCUCAAUAUGGUCAGAAAGAACAGCUGAAUUGUACAUAUAAACACGGCUGUUGAAAAGUUUUAAUGGGAACAAAAUGUAAUAAUAAAGCUGAAAUGAUAUUUUUGAAAUAAAUGACAAAUACUUGA